Molecule: messenger RNA, 4723 nt
Organism: Physcomitrium patens
Lineage: Eukaryota; Viridiplantae; Streptophyta; Bryopsida; Funariales; Funariaceae
Source: RefSeq, a predicted model, not a curated record
GAGUGUGUGAGUCGGUUUUUUGAGAAUCUGAGUGGCUUUGGCAUUUUUGGCGCUGGAGGAUGAUGCUAGCUAGGGUUCUCUUUGGACCUCCAUACGAUUCGUGUUCAGUGUGAUCGAUAGCGUUGUGUUGGAUCAUUCAGUGGCACUUCUGUUGGCAAUUAGAUUUUGCAUGUUAUGGAUAUCUGUAAAAAUUAGGCGAAUCUGUGUUGUGCAUUUGGAGCUAAGGAGGGAUAGCUGGCUGAAAAUCCGGCUGGGCUUGUAGCAGUGAUGUUGGCACUGUAGAGCAAUCGUGAUUCUUGGAUAUGGGCGAUUUUAGACACAUUUGGAAGUUCAAGUCAAAAAGCCGAGCAGGCACAGGUCGUUUUUGUUGAUGUGGAGACGUUCAGCAGAUUCGCAAGGCUUUAACGCUCACUCCAGUAGUUGCAGGGGUGACUGCGUUAUCUAGGCAAGUUGGAAGAAAAGAAUCUGGACAAAUGUAGAGUUGCUUAUUAAGACCCUGAACAGAAAAAAAUUCUUGUCCGCGGGUUGGAAUGGAAUGAAAUCAGGAUUGUUUUGGUAUACUGCCAGUGUACAGGAGUGUGGGUGAGGGGAUGGUCGCUUGGUGGGUCAUAAAAGAUUAUGGCUGUCAGAGAGUAUCAACACUGGAAUGCACAUUUCCAGCUCAUUUCUUUUUCAAAGAAAAGAUUUAAGGCAGACAUUCGGUGGCGAAACAUAUUGUUCAAGCGGAGUUUGAUUGAUGAGAGCUCAACGUAGUGUAGUUUAAAAGAUCAUUACUGCCACUUUUCAAGUAAAUCUGGUUAUUGAAGAAUGACUUCGACUUAUCUAAUCAGUGCUUUUAUUACCUGAAGGUAUACUUAUUCUGUGAUGGGAAGAAUGUAGGCAGAGUCUCGUCGAGCUCCAAAAAUCAUCUUCCCUAAAUUAGGUGUGAUGUCUUAAGAGUUGGAGUUUCUUAGAAAGAAUGGCCAGGUACAAUGGUCCAGCAGCUAUGGAUAUGCGUCAACAUUUGAGCACCAAUCACACUCCCCACCCUUCACAACAAUAUGGCUCCCAGAAAUCUUUCGGGGGCUAUGCGGGUUCAGCCACUCUGAUUCCCCCUUCUCAAUCGCAGUCAAUGCCACCUAAAGCGUUGAUCAAUGGGGGGCAAGUUUCAGCAGAUGAGUGGCCGGGCACAACGAUCGCAGGAGUUGGCACACCCAGCACUCAGCAGGCACUAGUCCUGCAGAGUCCCCGAGGACAAGGUUCUUCUGAGCAGGGAGCUCUUCAAUCCAAACAACAUUUUGUUUAUGAAGGAAGGGUAGCUUCUGGCUCACAAGUUUUGCAGGCAAUAGGUAGCAAUCAAUACCAAGCAGCGUUGAGUACGAGCCAGCUAUCGGGAGGUUCUGAAGGGGUUAAACAAGAUGCGUUCCAAUCGUAUUUUAACGAGGUUGCUCAAGAUGUUACUCCUAGAUCACCUCAGGUUCGAGUAUGUUAUCCACAGGGUGAUGUGCAACCCAUGGAUAUCACUGCGGUGAAAUCUGAAUAUCCUGAUCUGAAGCGCGUGAAGCGUGAAUAUACUCUCAUUGAAGGAGAGAGAGGAGAAUAUACACAGGGUUCGUUGAAUCCAGCGGUGUUACUUCGAUCCUCUCAAGAAUCACCCCAUCAAGAAGGAAGUUUUCAGGCACCGGCAUCCUCUGACCAAUUAUCAGGUUUAGACAGGGCGCCAACCAGCAGCCAACAUUCUGGGCUUGAAGGAGAUAUCAAACCUAAUUAUGGUGUACCUCAUGAACUGGUGGUAAAGUCCGAGUCAGGAAAUUAUCAAUCCGCAGAAAUUAGCAGCCCAUGCUCAACUUACACCACUGGGCAAGCUAGUGUAUCGCAAUCUAGUCAAGAGCAUGGGCAGCAAAGUCAAAAUCACACACACACAAAUCUUCAAGGGGCUCAACAGUUCAUGCAGCAAAAUAAUUUUCAAGGUCACCAGUCGCUUCAGCCUCUUCGAAACGUGGGCUCGAUGCAAGCAGGGAAUUUUCAGGGUGUUCUUCAAUCUGUGGGUGGGGUUUCACAACAACCCAAUUCCGUGGGGCAAAGUAAUGCGAAUCAUUUAGCACAACUUCAACGUUCACCAUCUCAACAAUCCAUUAUGCAAAUGUCAUCCGUCAGUCAAUUAUCACCCCUCCAGUCUCAGCAAGUUCAAGCCCAAGCCCUAGCUCAAGGAAUGUUAGAGGCACAUGCACAAUCAGCCAACCAGCACACUACCCUGCAGCAUGCGGUAGCUAGUCAAAGAGGCAUCGUGCAAGCUCGUCACGCUCAAGGAGUAAGUCCUCAACAGCAGCUCUUGUUAUAUUCUGGACAGCAACAGCAGUUUCAGUCGGGUCAAGCACAAGCAUUGCAGAUGACAAAUGGUUUGCCAUUGGCUGGAGCUGCACAACAAAUGAUUUCCCGAAUGCAACCAGCAGUACAAAACCAGCUUCUUCAGAGGCUUAAGCUUGGGAACCGGCACCUCAUCCAAGGCCCGGUGCUAGGACUUGGAAACUUUAAAGGCGGAAACCUGGAUAAUAAAUACAGAAUUCGUAUGCCACCAAGAGCUGCUUCAAAAUGUUAUCACAUAAUCAUGCUGUACAUUCAUGAGCAAAGAAAACGUCUUCCUGAUAACAACAUCGCUUUUUGGCAUAAACUCGUACAUACAUUUUUUGAACCUGGAGCUUUAAAGCGCUGGUGCUUAGGCAGUUACAAUACUUCUCCUGUUGGUCGCCAUGCUCAGGGCCUCUUCCCUAUGGAGUUUUGGUUCUGUAAUUUAUGUGGUGUGCAACCUGGUAGAGGUUUUGAAUCCUGCACAGAUGUUCUGCCUCGCCUUUUUAAAAUCAAAUACGACAGUGGUCUGGUGGACGAGCUCCUAUUUCUAGAUCUAGCUGAGGAGUAUGUUAUGCCUUCUGGGAAAAUGGUUCUCGAGUAUUCAGGGGCAGUACACGAAUCUGUCUUUGCUGAAUUAAGGGUGAUCAGGUAUGGAACACUCCGAGUGACUUUCAGUUCCUCAUAUAAGAUUCAAGCGUGGGAAUUCUGCACAAAAACUCACGAAGAAGUAGUACCAUCCAAGAAUCUUCAAGAGCAGGCACAGCUGCUAAAUAACUUGGUGGCGGAGGCUGAACAGGAGGAUAUUAACAAGAGCGUGGAGAAUCUGACGAAACAUUGCAAUGCGUUCAUGACUUCAGCAAAACAACUGGCUGUACAGCUGGACGCGCCUAUGGUCAAUGAUCUUGGUUUUUCAAAACGCUACGUGCGCUGCUUGCAGAUUUCUGAGGUUGUGAACAGCAUGAAGGACUUGAUAUCAUUUGAAAGGAACACCCGGCUUGGACCUUUACAGAGCUUAGCAGAGUUUCCAAGUGCUCGGAAAUUGCAGCAGCAAGGCUUGCUUACGAACCUCCCUAACCAACCCUCCCUUACACACGUCAUAAAUUAUUUUAUUCAAGGCACCCCUCGUCAACCUUUGGCUUCUUUUCAACAAGGGCUGGUCACAAGACAUUCUGGUGGGCAAGUUAUACUGCCUAAUGGACAACAAGGUGCCUCUCAACUUCGAGGUCAUCAACUUAGCCAGCUCCAACCUGGGGCUGUGGCCCAGGCUCACAGAGUUCCUAACAUGUCAGAAAUGGUACAAUUCUCGAACCACUUGCAAUCACAGCUACGGGGUCAAAUUGAUGCUCGGAACUUUGGUUUAACACAAGCAGGACAUGCAUAUAGCAAUCAGAUGCAGCCACCUGGACCUUUGCACUUGUCUGGAAGCAGACAGGCUCAUUCUGGGAAUUCUGCUCCUACCAACGAGUUGCCUGGUCAAUUACAGACCCAAAUGAAUUCAUCUGGCCUCGUCCAACCACAAAUCCAUUCCUCUGCGCACUCCCUCUCGGGGAGUCCUGGUGGCAACGCUCAUUCUUUCUCUAGGAGUCAGAUAAAUCUGCAGCUCAGUCACGCGCAAGCACUUUCCCAGCUCCAAGGACCGUCAUCAACCAAUCCAGUUUCAGCAUCUGUGCUUAAUGGGGAUCAUGCUUCAACCGACGUCAAUUAGCUCUCAUAGCAGGAAUUUCAUAACCUUCCCAAGUAACUACAUCCUUACCCAGUGAGUCAGGUUUACUUGCAGCUGCAUUCCCUUGAGCAGUAGCAAAUAGUAAGUGGGAUCAGCAGAGCUUACCCGGCACUCCUUGGAGUUAGAGUGAAGUCAGUGACCUGCGGGCAGUUGCGUAGGUUCCUCACUUGAGUUGAACGAAGAUUAAGAUUCCAGUUGCGUCAUAAUUUUUGAUUACCCUUGUUAUUUGUACGUUUGUGUGUGUUUAGAGGCGUUUCUGGGCUUUUACAUGAGGUGAUGUUCCUCAAAUGCUUUUAGACCGCGACGUUCAGGUAGAUGUUCGAUUGGAAGAGAAUUAACGGGCCAGCUUCUUGAUUUGAUACGGAAAGACUUCCAAGGAUUAGAGUGUGCUCCAAUGUAUUUUGUAUCACAAACUGUUUUAGGGACAUCACGAGUCAAGGUCUCACCUUGAAGGUCAAGUUUUAAAUUUUGUAAUCUCCAAUAGGGUAGGGCUCAACUUGAAGUGAAGCUAGUAAUUAGUCUUUGAGACUGUAUGCCUGGAAAGAGGUUUUCACUGGUUGGAUUACAACUUGAACGGCUGAAUUUGAAAUGGUGGGUCUUCACCAGGCUCCAUGUACAAUAUAUGACUGAUAUUCAUACGCUUCAACAAGGGUGUUGUGCUUGGCUUACGUA